Molecule: messenger RNA, 1964 nt
Organism: Zeugodacus cucurbitae (melon fly)
Lineage: Eukaryota; Metazoa; Arthropoda; Insecta; Diptera; Tephritidae
Exons: 5
Coding region: 295-1704 (469 amino acids)
Source: RefSeq, a predicted model, not a curated record
AAACUAAUGCAAACGUUUAACACUACAUAAACAUGUUGUUAUAGGUACAAUAAAACAAACAACAGCAUAAAAGCAGCACACAUUGCAUCUUGAUUCUGCUAUGCACUUGUAUGUAACUAUUCCUCAAGGGAGCAUACAUAUGUACAUACAAAAUUGACUUCUCACUCAAGUUGGGCCUGUUGUCCGGAAGUGCAAUAAAGACGGAUUACUGUAUGUGGUAGAUACCUAUUAGUGAAAUAGUGUCAAAGACUAAACAUUUAAAUCAUUAGAGUACAUUGAAAUAAUUAAUAAAUCAUGUCAUUUCUUGAUGAACAAAAAGAAUGUGCAGAUACAAAUAAGGAUCUCUCAGAACAGUUCAGCCAUCAUGUGUCUGACCGAGUAAAAUUAUAUGAGGCUAAUAUGAAAGGAUCAGCAUCGCCAGCUUAUUAUAGCACUAACAAAAACAACAACAUAAGACAUGUGGUGCCUGUGGGUGUACUGAUUGUGUUAUUUACAUUGUAUCUAACCACUACAGCAAUUCAAUUCAAAUAUGUGAAUAAUGCUCAGCCAGAAGAUGAGAGGAACAGCAAUUUGGAGACCACUUUCAAAGACCAAGAAAUGCAAGCUCAAGAAACAGCUAAACGGAUAAAAAUACUUGAAAAGCUUUUGGAAUAUAAAGACCUGUGCACUGAGUUAGAAGUUUUUACAAAGGAUUUGCGUUGGGUAAACGAGAUUAUAGAGAAAGAAAAUGAAAUGGAGGAAACUGAAGGAAAAGAAUCUGAGUGUGAGCAGAUAACCGUCGAAUCGACCACUAUCAGUUUAGGUGGUGAUAAUUGUCAAAUCCAUGACCAAAAGGAACUAAAGUAUGAAGAAAAACCUACGGAAAUUGUGCAAACGCAGCGUACUAGUAGAGAUAAAAGCAAUACGGUGCGACAAAAUGGAAAAAGACGUUCUAAUAAAGCACUUGCUAAGAAUAACCAAAUUAAUAACAAAAACGAUAAGAACAACCACAGCACGACCAAUAACAAUAAUAAUAAAAAGGAUCAUUCAGUAACAAAAAAAUCAAAUACUGCAGAACCCAUCAUCUAUAUGUUUGCAUUGGUAUUUAUAUAUUUGCUAUUAAAAGCCGCUUCAGAUAUUAAUCAACAUUACAAGUCGCAAAACAAAGGUGAUAAAAGAUUACGUCGUUGCUCCUUGCAAUCCUACGCUCAAGCUCAUAAACAAGAUCGUCGAGCUUCAAAAGACUCUUCGAGUAUAAAAUCAAAAAAAGAAUCACUCUUGGAAAUGCGAUCGAAAUCUGUUGAUCGCUUCAAUGAUACUGCAAUGAAAAAAUCCGAAAUACUUGCAAAUUUACGAAAAUACACAUCUUUUGACGAGCAUAAUCGCAUAUCAAAUGUUCAAUGCAGAGUCCAUGGUCCACCUUUGCUGCAGCCAUCGAGGGAAAUACUAAAUUCUGGCGAAAAUACAUUUAAUCAUAUGGAUUCUUUAUACGAUAUUUCAGAAAGUACUCCACCAAAAGUAUCUGGCCGACGAUGCUCGGUGCCAAUUUCAUUAAAUUUCCAACGUCAGAACGUAAAAGUCAUCGGUUUGCCGAUUUCGAAUUUGGACCGUCGUACCUCUUUAUCCGGCGCACAUAUUGGCCUCGAAACGAAUUUGAUUGAUCAUGGACAAGAUGCGCCAUUUCAUGAAGUUAAACGACGUGUUCGCAUGAUAAAUCGACACUAAAAACUAAAACUGUUUAACACACUUUGUCCUAAUAGAAUAUUUAGAUAAAUUAUAGAAGAUGAACAUAUACUCUCAAAAACAUUGGUAUUCCAUAAAACAUUCACGUAACUGCAUUAAGUCUCAAUGUUUUUGUAAAUUCUUUUACUACAUAAAUAUAUGUUUAAGAAGAAAUAAAUCAUUGAAUACCUUUAAAUAUACAUAUUAAAUAUAAAUAUAAAUACAAAUACCUUUUCGUAAAUUUAAUAUUUAACCUCAAAAUA